ACAUAUUAAAAAAAUAAAUAAAACUGAUGUAAUAAAUAAAUAAAUAAUCAGUACUUUAGGUAUUUUUCUAAUCUUUAAAGAUACAAAGUAUGGAUAAUAAACCGUCGUUGAGCCAGUAUUUCGGCAAUACCGAUGUACCGCCCGCGUCCCAGUUUUUCGAUGAAAUCGGUACAUCGCCUUCGGAUAUGAUACAGAGUGUUUAUUUAGGGGAAAGUGAGGGCAAUAAAGUGACAUCGAAUCAAGUUUUUCCUCAAACAAUGACGGCCUCUUUCAAUCAACAUUCAGGACCUCAAGAAUUGACGUUUUCAAGUGUUUUGCCCACUGUGAGUGGAUCUGCAUCGGUGCCAGCCACCAGCUUGCCUGAUCCAUCGACAUUCUUUGAUACGAUAGGGCCAGAACCUCAAAUAGGAGCACCUAAAAGUAAUUUAGUGAAUCCGGCCAUUAUCACUGAAGCUAUGGAUGGCCUCAGCAUAAAGAAUCAACCAGUGGAUAAAGAGGCGGAUAGAAGAAGGGAUGCAUGGAUACCUAAUGAUGAAGCCAAGAAAACACUGAUGAAGGCUCAGUCAUCACCUAAAGGCUCAUUCUUUCCAGAGAGGGAGGUACUAACUAUGCCUGGCUUGGUGCUUGAAGAGGAACUUGCGGACGCCUUACACGAGGUGGCGGUGAAGUACCUGGGCGUGAGCUCGGCGGGCAGCCGCGGCGUGGUCCGCGCCGAGCACGUGUCGCGCGACGAGGCGGGGCUGCGCGAGCUGCUGCGCACCGGCUACCUGCGCGCCGCCCUCAACCUCACCGCCGUCCUCAUCACCGCUGUCGGACAGGGCGUCGGUCGCAUGCACCGUCCUACGAAGCACACGCCCCGCUCGCUGCAACUGUGGCUCACGAGGUUCGCUGUCAUGCUCAGGAUCAAGCUGCAUGAGCCGCUGCUCAAGGAGGCCGAGCAGUUCGGUGAUUUCAACAAGCCGGAUAUGUUUUAUCAGUUCUAUCCGGACACGUACGAGAAUCGAACCGGUAGCCUGGUGCCGUUUUCGUUACGCCUACUGAUCGCUGAGCUGCCGGGGCACGUCGGGAAAUCGGAAGAGGCUGUCGAUAGAUUAUAUUCGAUGCUCGACGUCAUACAGCAGAUGCUGUCAAACCUGCGUGCGGGUAAAACUGAGGACGGUACAGCCACGUUAUCGUCGGACCAGGACCGUAAUGAGUCCAUCAGGCUGUGGACCGGCCGGGAGACGAGGGUGUUGCAUUCUAUAGUCAACUGCAGUAUCGCGCUUAAAGACUACCGUCAAGCUGGCAAGAUACUACUAUCUCUCCAGCAGCAAGCCACAUCGUCAGUACAAAGACGGGCCCUCUCCAGCGCGUUAUGUCGACUGUGGCUGUUGGCAGGGCAUAUAAAGGCCGCCCAGGUCUUCAUGGAGCAAGCGAGGGAGAUCAGACAUCAUAUAUGUCCAACACCUGACGUACGGGAGUAUGUAGACUUGGGAUUGAUUGACAUAGCCCAUGGGAGAUAUCAAGAGGCGUACACCAACUUCGCCAGAGCUGCAGAUCAGGAGCCCACCAAUAUUAUGGUUGCCAACAACCUGUCGGUCUGUCUGCUAUACAUGGGACGAUUGAAGGAGGCCAUCGCUGUACUCCAGAAGGCGAUAAACUCGGACCCAGAGCGAGGUCUCAACGAGAGCCUACUCAUCAACCUCUGCACGUUAUACGAAUUAGAAUCGUCAAAGACAAACGAAAAGAAGCUGAAUUUGUUGAACAUGCUGUGUAAAUACAAAAGUGAUACAAUACCUAAUGUGUUAGAGUGCCUAAAACUCAGUUAAUGUAAUAACAGUAUUGUUGAAUUAAUAUGUACUGACUUUGUCAUAGAGGUACUUGAUAAGUGAAAAAAUUUCUGAUAAAUAUAUGUAGGGUACCUCUGUACAUUGAUGAUGGAAAAAGGCUAUCACCUAAUACCAAGUAGAUAUUUGUUUUGUAUUUUUUUUUUUAAUAAUGGGUGAUAAUGGAAUGGUAACCCGCCCGCGCUAUCCGUAUACACCGGCGGGCCACCAGUGAAGGAUGAUAAAUGAGGAUGAAGCAAGUCAGUUAGCCCAUCGUGACGAAUUCAACGAGAAUUGUUCACGAUGGUUUCCAGGGAGAACCACGUGGAGGUCGACCUGAUAGUGUAUUGCUAGCAAGGCUUCAUUAGACCCCAUUACUAACAAUCCCUUCCCCCCUGUUGUAUUAUAUUGUAAAAUCUUUAUUGUACAUAAUUCAAAUUAAGCACUGAAAUAUUAUUUAAUAUACAAUGGCGGACUUAUCCCAUAAAGGGAUCUCUUACAGUCAACCUUUGAGAAGCUGAAAGAAAACUAUAGAAUGUAUAAGGGUAAUAACCGUACAAUUAAAGAUAAACUAAAUAAUACCCAGUAAAAAAUUGAAUAUAUAAUACAAUAAAAACAGCUGUAUACACCUACAUAUGUAUAUAUAUAUAUAUAUAUAUAUAUAUAUGUUUCGGUUUGAAGAGUGGGAUAUGGCUUGAAUUUACUGGGUACAGAGGAACACACACCCGAGUCCCCAGGAAUGGCAACGCAUGGGGGGUAUCAUGGGCGAAACAGUAUACUCUGUUAUGUCCAUGAUACUGCUCAUGUCUAUAGGCGACGGUUACCACUUUCCAUCAGGUGGACCGUCAGCUUGUUUGCCAUUCUAAGUUGUAUAAAAAAAAAUAUAUAAUAGAUAUAAUAAUAAACGAUAAAUAAGCUGUAAUCAAGUUCAACCAACAUUAUUGUCAAAUAACAUAUAUGCAAAACAUAAAUAUUUUAUUGGUAGGAGUCAAGGUGGAAGAUGGAUUAUUUAUUAUGGAUAAGAUGUUAAUCAAGUGACCAUUUCAUUUUUAUAUACUCGCCCGAUACCCAUCUGUACUAAUAUAAUAAAGCAAAAGAGUUUGUUUGUUUCAACUCUGGAACUAGCAGUCGGAUUUGAAAAUUUUUUUAUUACAUAUUAUAGUUUAUUUCUUAAAAUUAUAGGUUACUCAAUCUCGACGAGACCACGGCCGAAGCCGUAGGUUACAGCUUGUAUUUUAUAAAGUACUAUACACAUCCACAAUAGAUAGGAAAUAAUUAAAGAUUGUAUCCUAAAAAAAAGCCAGCUUCAAUCUUGACAAAACCAGUUGUUUAGAUCUAAAAAAAUACUGAACCGAGUUUGAUAAAUUUUCUGUCGGAUCAAUCUGUAAAUGCAUGCUUUUAGAUAAAAAAGAAUUUUCCAAAUAGAUUUAGAACUCGAAAUUAUGAUACAAAAAAAAAAAUAUCCAAAUUAAGACCUUGCUUCUUGUUAAAGUCGGUCAAAAAUAGUUUAUCGCCAACUUUCUUUAUCUAUAGCCUCUAAACUUUAUUAGAGUAACAAUAUCUGCCAAAUGGCAGUUACUUGCUUAGUUUGCGGUUUUUUUUUUAUGCAACUUCUGUAUAAAAUUAUUAUAUAUAAUUUAUGGUAUUGUCUGGAUCUCAUAGAGUUAUGGUGUACCAUUGUAUCGAUGAGACAAUAAACAGACAACAAAUAGUUUUGUUUAUAUAAUAUAAUGAACCAAAAAAGUCCGAAAUAAAAAUUAUUAUUAUUAUUAUAAUAGAUAGUGAGAUUAUUCAACAAUUAAAUUAUUUAUAAGAUUA
Molecule: messenger RNA, 3623 nt
Organism: Galleria mellonella (greater wax moth)
Lineage: Eukaryota; Metazoa; Arthropoda; Insecta; Lepidoptera; Pyralidae
Product: trafficking protein particle complex subunit 12
Exons: 11
Coding region: 90-1808 (572 amino acids)
Cellular component (GO): TRAPP complex; Golgi apparatus
Molecular function (GO): protein binding
Source: RefSeq, a predicted model, not a curated record